GCCGAAAGGCGUAGUCGAUGGACAACAGUAUAAAGAGGCUUCUAAAGAUAUGAUUAUGAUACUCGUACCAAGAACGAACACACGUGGUCGGGGAGAAUAUCCUCAGGCCAGCGAGCAAACUAUAGUUAAGGAACUCGGCAAAUUAGCCCCUACCGGUGAAGAUGCCGGUUACCCGCAACUAGACGGAAAGACCCCGUGGAGCUUUACUGCAGCUUGA
Messenger RNA from Ambispora gerdemannii, 217 nucleotides. The record is from the annotation of a GenBank genome assembly. NCBI's taxonomy places the organism in Eukaryota, Fungi, Glomeromycota, Glomeromycetes, Archaeosporales, Ambisporaceae.